CGCAGAGUUAUGUCAUGCCCAGACCACCAAAGGGCUCCAUGAGGAUUUAUAGAAGAUGCCCCGUGUCUUGGCGCCUCUGGUGCUCCUUCUGCUGUGGCUAAUGAAGAGCGCUGCCAUCCCCCAUUCCCUGAGGAUCGCUGCCGUUCUGGAUGACCCAAUGGAGUGCAGCAGAGGGGAGAGGCUGUCCAUUACCCUGGCGAAGAACCGCAUCAACCGCGCGCCGGAGAGAGCGGGCAAAGCCAAAGUGGAGGUGGACAUCUUUGAGCUGCUGCGAGACAGCGAAUAUGAGACAGCGGAAACCAUGUGCCAGAUCCUUCCGAAAGGGGUGGUAGGCGUCCUAGGACCUUCGUCAAGUCCGGCUUCGAGCUCUAUCAUCAGCAAUAUCUGUGGAGAGAAAGAGGUUCCUCACUUCAAAGUGGCGCCAGAGGAGUUCCUCAAGCUGCAGUUCCAGCGGUUCACCACGCUGAAUCUCCACCCCAGCAACACCGACAUAAGUGUAGCCGUGGCAGGAAUCCUGAAUUUCUUUAACUGCACCACUGCCUGCCUCAUCUGUGCCAAAGCUGAAUGCCUUUUAAACCUAGAGAAGUUGCUUCGACAGUUCCUCAUUUCCAAGGAUACUCUCUCAGUCCGGAUGCUAGAUGACAGCCGGGACCCCACCCCCCUCCUAAAAGAGAUCAGAGAUGACAAAACAGCUACCAUCAUUGUGCAUGCCAACGCCUCCAUGUCUCAUACCAUUCUGCAGAAGGCAGCUGAACUGGGAAUGGCGUCUGCCUAUUACACGUAUAUCUUCACUAAUCUGGAGUUUUCACUCCAGCGAUUGGAUGGCCUACUGGAUGACCGAGUCAAUAUCCUGGGAUUUUCCAUUUUCAACCAGUCUCACGCAUUCUUCCAAGAGUUUGUCCAGAGCCUCAACCAGUCCUGGCAGGAGAACUGCGAUCACGCUCCUUUUACUGGACCAGCGCUCUCUUCAGCCUUGCUGUUUGAUGCUGUUUAUGCUGUGGUGACUGCUGUGCAGGAGCUGAACCGGAGCCAGGAGAUUGGUGUGAAGCCCCUGUCCUGUGGAUCAGCCCAGAUCUGGCAGCAUGGCACCAGCCUGAUGAACUACCUGAGAAUGGUAGAAUUGGAAGGUCUCACCGGCCACAUCGAAUUCAACAGCAAAGGUCAGCGAUCCAACUACGCCUUGAAAAUCCUGCAGUACACGCGCAACGGCUUCCGGCAGAUUGGCCACUGGCAUGUUUCUGAAGGGCUCAGCAUGGACAACAGAAUCUUCUCCUCCAACAUAUCAGACAGUCUGUUCAAUACCACCCUCAUUGUCACAACCAUCCUGGAAAACCCUUACUUAAUGCUGAAGUGGAACCAUCAGGAGCUGGAAGGCAAUGACCGCUACGAGGGCUUCUGCGUGGACAUGCUGAAGGAGCUGGCAGAGAUCCUGCGUUUCAACUAUAAGAUCCACCUCGUUGGUGAUGGAGUGUAUGGAGUCCCCGAGGCGAACGGCACAUGGACAGGGAUGGUCGGGGAGCUGAUUGCUCGGAAAGCCGAUUUGGCAGUGGCUGGGCUGACGAUUACUGCUGAGCGGGAGAAGGUGAUUGAUUUCUCUAAGCCGUUCAUGACUCUGGGAAUUAGCAUUCUCUACCGAGUUCAUAUGGGCCGCAAACCUGGCUACUUCUCUUUCCUGGAUCCCUUUUCCCCUGGCGUUUGGCUCUUCAUGUUGCUUGCCUACCUGGCUGUCAGCUGUGUCCUCUUCUUGGUUGCUCGAUUGACACCGUAUGAGUGGUACAGCCCCCACCCCUGCUCACAAGGAAGAUGCAAUCUUCUCGUGAAUCAGUACUCUCUCGGCAACAGCUUGUGGUUUCCAGUUGGAGGAUUCAUGCAGCAGGGCUCUACCAUUGCGCCCCAAGCAUUGUCCACGCGCUGUGUCAGUGGAGUCUGGUGGGCAUUCACCUUGAUCAUCAUCUCCUCCUACACAGCCAAUUUGGCAGCCUUCCUGACCGUGCAACGGAUGGACGUCCCUAUCGAAUCCGUGGAUGACCUGGCUGACCAGACAGCGAUCGAGUAUGGCACCAUUCACGGAGGCUCCAGCAUGACCUUCUUCCAAAAUUCCCGCUAUCAGACAUACCAGCGGAUGUGGAAUUACAUGUACUCCAAGCAGCCAAGCGUGUUUGUGAAGAGCACGGAGGAAGGGAUUGCACGGGUGCUGAACUCCAAUUACGCCUUCCUGCUGGAGUCCACCAUGAACGAGUAUUAUCGUCAGCGCAAUUGCAACCUCACGCAGGUCGGGGGCCUUCUGGACACCAAGGGCUACGGGAUUGGCAUGCCCGUCGGCUCUGUGUUUCGUGACGAGUUUGACCUGGCUAUUCUCCAGUUGCAAGAGAACAACCGCCUGGAAAUCCUGAAGCGGAAGUGGUGGGAAGGAGGCAAGUGCCCCAAAGAGGAAGACCACAGAGCCAAAGGCCUGGGAAUGGAGAAUAUUGGCGGAAUCUUCGUGGUUCUCAUCUGUGGCUUAAUCGUAGCAAUUUUUAUGGCAAUGCUGGAAUUUUUGUGGAGCCUUCGGCACUCUGAGCAGUCAGAGGUGUCAGUGUGUCAAGAGAUGGUGACAGAGCUGCGCAACAUCAUUCUCUGCAAGGACAGUUUCCACCCUCGUCGGAGGCGAGGGGGAAUGAUACGGACUCGCCCCGUUAUCCCCGAGGAACGCCGAGCCCGCAGCACAACCACUCUCAGCAACGGGAAACUGUGCAGUGGGGGAGAGCCAGAUGCUUUGGCACAAAGACUCGCGCAGGAAGCUGCCCUAGUAGCCCGAGGGUGCACGCACAUCCGUGUGUGUCCUGAGUGCCGCAGGUUUCAGGGCCUCCGGGCACGGCAGACUCCGGGCUCGCCUGCACAGAGCGAAGAGAGCUUGGAGUGGGAGAAGACCACUAAUAGCAGCGAACCUGAGUAAAGCUGGGGCAGGGGGAUUGGGGUGGGCCAAGAGGGUCCUGUUCCAUUUUACAGAACAUGGACUUGUACAAUGUCAAACUUGUUUUUAAACUAAGAGCAGUUACCCAGCUUCUCCAGAGCAAACAAACCUUUGGGCUCACAAACAGGCCUGGCCAGAGCGUUGGGUUUGCUACUCAUGUCUGAGAGAACGCACGUCCCGCUGAGUUGUGACACACCAGGAGGAAGGUCCUCUGGCUGGCCUGUCUUCAGCAGUUUUCUCCCUACUACCUUGCAACUCCAAGGUGGGAAGGAGGGAUAUAAUGGGUAAUUCAUGUACCACAUAUUGCCCACCCAGGGGCAAGAGUUGUUCCUGGAACUUCUCCAUCCCAGGCCAGGAGAAAGGAUGCUAGUGCUAUCUUUUCCGAUUACAUAGACUUACAAGGGGAUGUUCGCAAAGGGCGGGGGAGGGUAUUUUUAUUUGAGGAGGAUAAGGGAUGGGAAGGGAGGAGUAAUUAUUUUAUUUUAUUUUAUUUUGGGUACUUCAGGACCUAGUCUCCCAUGCACCAGGUUUCAGGUGCUAAACUCUCCUUCCUUUAUGGCAGGUUGGCAGGUAGAAUGAGGAAGGAAGGAAUGGGACAUGCUCCCAGUGAGAAACAGCAUAUAAUGAAAGUCUAUUUGAGGAGUUGUUAAAAUACAUAUACAUAUAUAUAUAUUCAUAGAUAUAUAUAUACAGAUGCCAAAAACCAACCAACAAACACAGUGAACUCAAAGAGGCCUUGAAACGCCUGGAAUUUCAGGGGUUCUGUGUCUUCUUUUUUGCUUUGUUUUGGGGUUAUUCUUUGCUUAUUUCUUUUCUAGUUUUGGGGGUAUGGGUGGGGGAGUCUUUUGUGGAAGGCAAAACGGGAGCAGGAGAGAGCAGCUGGUGCUGUGGGUUUCCACAUACUCUCUGGGCAAUGCUGCCCUUUCCCACCAGCGGAGGGAGGUGGUAUUUACUGCCCACUGUCACUUCCAAAAGUUUUAGAAACCCGUGCUCUGCACGUGCCCAAACCAAGUGACUGAGCUCUGCUCCAGGCUCAAGAGCUCCCCGUGUCUGUGACCCAUGGAGCAUCCUCGGCUCUGAGGGUGUCUUGCUACCCAUGCCUAGCAGUAAAGAUGUCACACAGCACUUGAGAAAACCAUCAGUCUGGGAUCUUGUGUGAGGAAAAUAUUUACUUCCCUAGCAACAGCAGCAGCUCACCCUCUGCUUGGUACAGACAUGGGUUUUACAUUGAUGAGUUUAAUUUUCUGAUUGAAAAACAAAUUCUAUGCAAUUUCUGAUUGUAAAAGGAAAGAGAUGAAAAUGGAGAGGGGCGGGGGAGAUAAACGCAAGCCUUGAGUGAAGGUACAUC
Struthio camelus australis is the source of this 4301-nucleotide messenger RNA. Lineage: Eukaryota; Metazoa; Chordata; Aves; Struthioniformes; Struthionidae. The record is from RefSeq and is a predicted model, not a curated record.